This is a messenger RNA of Lichtheimia ornata, 543 nucleotides long. Its product is annotated as ADP-ribosylation factor 1. Gene Ontology annotation, molecular function: GTPase activity; GTP binding. Gene Ontology annotation, cellular component: cytoplasm; plasma membrane. Gene Ontology annotation, biological process: vesicle-mediated transport; intracellular protein transport. The coding region runs from base 1 to 543 and encodes 180 amino acids. The record is from RefSeq and is a predicted model, not a curated record. Lineage: Eukaryota; Fungi; Mucoromycota; Mucoromycetes; Mucorales; Lichtheimiaceae. The transcript has 4 exons.
AUGGGCUUCAGCUUCUCGAAACUCUUUGAUUUCUUUGGCAAAAAGGAGAUGCGUAUCUUGAUGGUCGGUCUCGAUGCUGCCGGCAAGACCACCAUCUUGUACAAACUCAAGCUUGGCGAAAUUGUCACCACCAUUCCUACCAUUGGUUUCAACGUGGAGACUGUUGAAUACAAGAACAUUUCCUUCACCGUUUGGGAUGUUGGAGGACAAGAUAAGAUUCGACCUCUCUGGCGUCACUACUUCCAGAACACUCAAGGCAUUAUCUUUGUGGUGGAUUCCAAUGAUCGUGAUCGUGUCUCUGAAGCACGUGAUGAGUUGCAACGAAUGCUCAACGAAGACGAGUUACGCGACGCCUUGUUGCUUGUGUUUGCCAACAAGCAGGAUUUGCCUAAUGCUAUGAAUGCUGCUGAGAUCACCGACAAGCUGGGUCUUCACUCACUGCGUAACAGACAUUGGUACAUUCAGACAACAUGCGCUACAAGCGGUGAUGGUCUUUACGAAGGUCUUGAGUGGCUUUCCAAUAACCUCAAGAACCGGGCUUAG